Pomacea canaliculata is the source of this 2282-nucleotide messenger RNA. RefSeq names its product UBX domain-containing protein 1-B-like. Gene Ontology annotation, molecular function: protein binding. NCBI's taxonomy places the organism in Eukaryota, Metazoa, Mollusca, Gastropoda, Architaenioglossa, Ampullariidae. The record is from RefSeq and is a predicted model, not a curated record. The coding region runs from base 92 to 1111 and encodes 339 amino acids. The transcript is spliced from 10 exons.
AGUAGCUCUCUACUAGCGUAGAACCAAGGAGGGUAAGUGUGAGGAACUCGCGAGGGCAAAACCUAACGACAGCCGUAGAGUAUCUUACAAAAUGUCAUCAACUGUGUCAUCAGAUCUCGCUACGUUACUUGAGAUGGGUUUUCCAAAAAAUAGAGCGGAGAAAGCUUUGGCAGUGACUGGCUACAAGGGUGUGCAGCUUGCAAUGGACUGGAUUAUGGCACAUGAAGAUGACCCAGAUGUUGAUAUACCAUUGGAGAUUCCAAAUCAAGAGGGUCAUGUUAUAGGAGAGAACACUGCCAAUGACAGUGUUAUAGAUGCUGAGGCAGGUGCUGCAAGCGGGGACAGCACACAAUCUCAGCAACAAGCUAAAUCUUUAAAAUGUGAUGAAUGUGGGAAAAUGCUAAAGAAUGAGGCAGAGGUUCAGGCUCAUGCUGCACGCACCCAGCAUGAGAUGUUUUCUGAGACCACAGAUGAGAUCAAGCCUUUAACAGAAGAGGAAAAAACACAGCAGAAGGAAAAAUUGAUAGAAAAAUUAAAACAGAGAAGAGUUGAAAGAGAAGAAAAAGAAAAACAAGAUGAAAUUCAAAGAGAAAAAUUAAGGCGUUCACAGGGCCGUGACCUUACUUCAGUCAAACAGAGGAUGGAAGAAGUUGAGCUGCGUAAAAUUGCAGAGGAACGAAAAAGGGAGAAGAUGGAAGAGAAGAUGGCCAGACAGAGGGUGAAGGACCAGAUUGAAAAAGACAGAGUGGAAAGAGCAGCCAAGUUUGGAAAGGGAGGGCCACAGACCACAGCAGUACCUGCCCAGACUGCUUCCCCGGCUGCUGCUGCUGCCUCUCCUGCUGCACUGGCUGCUGAGAAAAAAGAAUAUGAUCAGACCCGGCUGCAGAUUCGACUUCCUAAUGGCCAGUCAUUGACACAAACUUUCAAUGUGAAAGAGUCCUUGGCAGCAGUGCGACUGUAUGUGGAAAUCAAUCGUUCUGAUGGGACAGGUCCUUUCUCACUUAUGACUACUUUUCCACGUAAAAUAUUCACCAGUGAAGAUAUGGAAAAGCCAUUAAACCAGCUAGGACUUGUACCGUCAGCAGUGAUCACAGUUACUAAGUCUCAGUGAUGCUUAUCUGUUUAUAUGAGAAUGUGAUGAGUUUAUAUAUGGUUUACUUAUGGACUAAUCAUAGCAUAUAAAUUUUAGUGAUCUCUUCAUACAUUAAAUUUGACAGUUUACCUUCAUUACUGAAGAAAGAAAAUCUGUGGGCAAACUACGCAAAUAAAGUCUUUGUUCAGUGUCAGUAACCUUUGUUUUACUAUUUCAGAUUUUAAGAGUGAAGGACAAAUUUCACUUGGGUUACAAACACUCAUGAGCUUAGGUCUUUACAAUAAAGAAUAAUUUACCACCCAUUUUGAUGUGGAAAGCAGUGUUUCAUUAGGGCAACUAAAGAUGACUCUCGACAGUGGGUAUUUUUCGUAAAUAUCAAAAUGUGUGCUCCAAGAAGCACAUAGAGACAUUUUAAUAAUUUUAAGAAGGAAGCAGUUUUAACAAUGACUGUGUAUAGAGAACAUGCUGAAAGGACAAGAGCACUGAAGCAGGUUAGUGUUUCAUAUCUUAAGUUCAUCCUGCUCCAUAAAGUAAUGCAUAAAAUAUUAGUAAAGUCUGGCCAAUCAUAUAUACUUACGUAAACAUGUUGCAAAUAUCCGAUACUGUUUCAAGAAAGCAUACUGCAUGUAAAUUAAAUAAUAGUUUGAUUGUUGAAACAUUUUUGUUCCCAGUCAUUGAAAGAAGACAACAUUUCUAUCAUGAUAGAGCUUGGGUUGUUCUUGUUAUACUGAUUGACGAGUGUUUGUUCUUCAUACGCCUGUUACAGUGUUUUCAUUAAUUGCUGGGACAUUUUGUGUGUGAGUGUGUUCAUUAUGUACAUAAUUAUGUGUGCAAGCAUGCAUGUACAAGAUAGUCUGGUCCUCCAAAAGGAUACAUUGACUGCUUUCCCUGUUAAAAUGUGAUUUAAUAAAAAAAAUUGAGGCCGAAAACUGAAUGAAUGUAUUUUUUGGUUUGAUGUUUUUUUUAAAAAGUGAUGCUCAUGUGGUCCUGAUAAUAGACACUGAAAAGGUGAGCAAUGUGACACUUUUUUCAAUAUGUUGCCAUGAAUAAGAAUUUGCUGUUUUUAUUAUUGCUAUUUGUUUGUACCACUGUCUUUGCUAAACCAGUCACAGGUGUUUAAGUUCUUUAAGGAAGCUUAUGUAGGAUUGGAAAAAGACGAUAUGCUAAUAUUUUAUCAUGACAUGCAUAA